AUGACAGAUCUGUCGCGCGUCCUGCCAGACUUCCCAGCCGGCCGUUAUGCACACCUCCUAUCCACCAUCGAGAAGCAUCAGGUGACGACGAGUGAUCUCCUCACACUCGACGUCACCGACCUCGGCAAGCGGACACAGCUUCCGCUGCUGGACUUGAAGCGACUAUGCAGCGCCGUCCUGGAAGCUCUCCACGCAGACCUGGGGGUCUCGGAUAAGCAGCCAGCGAAGUCAAGCAGUCUGAAGCAGGCCGGCGGCGACUUCGUCCAGCAAUGGAGCUGCGUCAGCACGUUGGACGCAACGCUCGACAAGGCACUGGGCGGGGGAAUGCCAGCGGGUUACAUCAGUGAGAUCACUGGGGAGAGCGGCGCUGGGAAAACACAGUUCCUCCUGACGCUCCUGUUGGCCGCACAACUACCACCACCGCAUGGACUGGGUCGGCCGGCGUUGUAUAUCUCCACGGAAGCAGCACUGUCGACCAAGCGUCUUGCCCAGAUCCUCGACCACCACCCGUUCUUCCAGGACAUGGACAAAUCCACCAAGCCCUCCCUGGACCAGAUCAUCAGCACGGUCACGCCUGAUCUGGAGUCUCAAGACCACAUCCUUCAGUUUCAGGUUCCCGUUGAGGUGUCUCGUCGCAACAUUGGGUUGAUAGUGUUGGACUCGGUGGCAGCCAACUAUCGCGCAGAGUAUGAGCGCGGCGGCUCGAAAGGCUCGGGCGGCUUUAACAUGGGCGUCCGCGGUAACGAGCUGGUCCGACUCGGGCAGCUGCUUCACGACUUGGCUCGCAAGCAUAACCUCGCCGUCGUGGUGGCGAACCAGGUUGGCGACCGUUUCUCUGAUAGCUCCUCAGGGUUCGCUUCUAAAGGAAGUAGCCUACCCUAUGCGGGACGUGUUUCUCAGGAGAGCCCCCUUGCCAGCCGUACCAGGGGAUCUAAGGGACCCCUCCCCGGCGCCGAACCGACGUCCAGCAUGCCGCCCGAGGCCGUUAGGUCAAGCAUGCCGGAACCCGCUCCGGAAGAACCACUUGCCCCUCCCGCGCUACUACUCGACCAUCAGCAGCGAUGGUUCACGGGCUGGGGUGAUGACCCAAUGGACCAUGCUCUCAAAACCCCAAGCUUGGGCUUGGUCUGGUCUACUCAGCUCGCAUGCCGUAUAGCGCUACUGCGGCGACCCGUCUAUGGUCGUAAGCAGGUCAUCGAGGAUGAAAGCUCCAACACCGUCUAUCUAAAAAAUUGGAAGAGGUGGAUGAAGGUCGUCUUUGCGCCGCACGUCAAGGAAAGCGGGCAAGGGCUUGAAAAUGCGGUCGAAUUCGAGGUCACUACAGGUGGCUUGAAGGCGGUCGACAAGAAGGGGAAACAGGAGGCAACUCCGCAUACGUAG
Molecule: messenger RNA, 1380 nt
Organism: Neoarthrinium moseri
Lineage: Eukaryota; Fungi; Ascomycota; Sordariomycetes; Amphisphaeriales; Apiosporaceae
Exons: 1
Coding region: 1-1380 (459 amino acids)
Biological process (GO): mitotic recombination; DNA recombinase assembly; DNA repair
Molecular function (GO): single-stranded DNA binding; ATP binding; DNA strand exchange activity
Source: RefSeq, a predicted model, not a curated record